Messenger RNA from Penicilliopsis zonata CBS 506.65, 1268 nucleotides. RefSeq lists its product as hypothetical. Gene Ontology annotation, biological process: inositol phosphoceramide metabolic process. Gene Ontology annotation, molecular function: inositol phosphoceramide synthase regulator activity. The transcript has a single exon. The coding region runs from base 288 to 1193 and encodes 301 amino acids. Gene Ontology annotation, cellular component: Golgi membrane; inositol phosphoceramide synthase complex. NCBI's taxonomy places the organism in Eukaryota, Fungi, Ascomycota, Eurotiomycetes, Eurotiales, Aspergillaceae. The record is from RefSeq and is a predicted model, not a curated record.
CUCUGCUGUGGUUUCCUUCCAUUCCUUCUGCUGUGUUUCGCUCCGACUCCCAUUCUUGAAGCCAAGCGACUCUAUUCUGAUCGCAUCCAACGGGCGUCAAGAUGGGCUUCUUCGCCUUCCUCCGCAUUCCGCGGCCAGAGGUAACGUUGCGCAAAUGCAGUCGACCGGUCAAACGGUCAGAUCAGACCAGGGGGAGCUGGAAAACUAACGCUCUGGCUUUUUUGAAAUAAUAGAGCUUUCUCUACGUGAUGAGUCUGGAGACUGGCGCGACCCUGAUCGCGUUAUCAAUGAUGAUUAACAAAAUCAGCGGCCUGUACGGCCUGCUGGCGCUGCUGACCGGAUACCACCUCUCGCCCGUCCAGCUGUCCAUGUAUCUCUACUCGCUCGUCGUCCUCGCCGUCGCCGUGUACCUCUUCCCACACAUCCGGAAACAGUCUCCGUUACAAUGUUUGGCGCUCGCAUGGAUCUACCUGAUCGACAGUGUUGUCAACGCCGCAUACACCGUCGCGUUCGGUGUGACGUGGUUCAUGGUCAUUUCGCAAAACUACGAUAGCAGCAACGGCAAGUCGUCGUCGUCGUCGUCGUCGUCUCCCGGUAAGGCGACAAUGGAGCAGACUGCAGGCUUCACCAGUGCCAAAUAUGACUCGUCGAAAAAGAGCGAUGCGAUCGGAAAUGUCGUUUACCAGCCCGAAAGUUUCCAGAGCAUCAUCUUCAUCUGCUCUCUGUGGAUCAUCCGCACAUAUUUCGUUCUGGUCAUGCUAGCGUUUGCUCGCCAGUCUCUGCGGAUGUACGUUGCGGUCCCCCGUCAUACGCAGCUCCCCACCCACAGCCGCAACACCUCGUUGGCCAGCGUUGCGGACAUUGACCGCGAGCCGUUUUCCACCUUCAGCCCCGACGGUCAGGGCUGGGAGGGCAAGCUGGGCCGCCUGAUGAUCGGUAUCGGCCGCGGCUACUGGCUGGGUGAAGACGACAGCAGCGGCAACCCGAACUGGGCGACGAUGGUCCGUCGCCCCUGGGCCCGUCCAGAGGACCUCUCUGGCCCGUUGGAGCGUGAACGGCGACGCAGAUCCGGCACAGGUCCUCCACAGCCCUCACAGUUCGUUAUCCAGGCUGCCUCCUUGCAGCAGCAACCGAUCCCCGAGGAAGCUCCGCUCGCGAACGUUAAGAUGCAACCUUGGCCUGAAAACCGGUGAUCCUGGUCUAUUACUCGGACAAACAAAAAGCUAUUUGUUCGAAUGUCGAGCCUGCCAAUGUAUCUUUCCCCCCCG